ACUUCGAAUAGUAACCGGCAUGGCGUACACAAGUGCCGGUGGUAAGAAAAGAGUUUGCUAUUAUUACGAUGGUGACAUCGGGAACUACUAUUAUGGACAGGGACAUCCUAUGAAACCUCACCGUAUUCGCAUGACCCAUAACUUAUUACUCAACUAUGGUCUUUACAGGAAAAUGGAAAUUUAUCGACCUCACAAGGCUGUCCUGGAAGAAAUGACCAAAUAUCAUUCUGAUGAUUAUAUAAAAUUCCUCAAGACGAUCAGACCUGACAACAUGUCCGAGUACACGAAGCAAAUGCAGCGAUUUAAUGUUGGUGAAGAUUGCCCGGUGUUUGAUGGGUUGUAUGAAUUCUGUCAGCUUUCUACAGGUGGAUCUUUAGCUGGUGCUGUCAAGUUAAACAAGACACAAACGGACAUAGCAGUCAACUGGGCUGGUGGAUUGCAUCAUGCUAAAAAAUCAGAAGCAUCAGGGUUCUGCUAUGUGAAUGAUAUUGUGUUAGCUAUUUUGGAACUGCUUAAGUAUAACCAGCGUGUUUUAUACAUCGACAUUGAUAUUCACCAUGGCGAUGGCGUGGAGGAAGCAUUCUACACUACUGACAGAGUCAUGACAGUUUCAUUUCACAAAUAUGGUGAAUAUUUCCCAGGGACAGGAGAUUUAAGGGAUAUAGGUGCUGGGAGAGGAAAGUACUAUGCAGUUAAUUUCCCACUAAGGGAUGGUAUUGAGGAUGACUCCUAUCAACAGAUUUUCCAACCAAUCAUCUCUAAGGUAAUGGAAAUCUACCAGCCCAAUGCAGUGGUCUUGCAGUGCGGAGCUGAUUCAUUGGCUGGUGACAGACUCGGCUGUUUUAACUUGUCYCUCAAGGGUCAUGCACARUGUGUGGAGUUUGUCAAGAAGUUUGGUCUGCCAUUGUUAGUGCUUGGRGGUGGUGGCUAUACAAUMAGGAAUGUMGCAAGGUGCUGGACCUACGAGACAUCUGUUGCCCUUGAUGCUGAUAUUGCCAAUGAGCUACCCUAUAAUGAUUACUUUGAGUAUUUUGGACCUGAUUUCAAGCUGCACAUCAGUCCAUCCAACAUGACUAACCAGAACACCCCUGACUACUUGGAUAAGAUCAAGCAACGACUGUUUGAAAAUCUGCGAAUGUUGCCACAUGCGCCUGGAGUGCAAAUGCAACCUAUCCCAGAAGAUGCAUUACCAGAUGAAAGUGACAAUGAAGAUGAAGAUGAUCCUGAACAAAGAAUAAGUAUACGUGCAUCUGAYAARCGAAUUGCUUGYGAGGAAGAAUUUUCUGAUUCUGAAGACGAAGGUGAUGGACGACGAGACAACCAGUCAGCKCGUGAAGGUAGAUCACGGAAACGAAAUCGUGCACACCCAGUAGAGAACAUGGUUACUAAUGGAAGUGCAGAGAAUGCCAAUGGAAGUGAUGAUGUCAGAUCUAAUAAUAGCACAUCUAAUAACCAAGCAGCUGAGUUAAAACCUGACUCUAAACCCAAACCAUCUAGUGGAUCUAAUACACCUAAGGAAGGAUCACCCAAGACAGUAGGAAGUACUACUGCUGCUGAGAGUACUGCUGAUAACUCUACUGUACCUCAAGAUGCAAACCGCAAAAGUCCUGUUGAGCCAGAAGCACAGAGUUCUGYGCCAGCCAAGGAUGAACAAGAAGCCAKUGAACCAAUGGAGGUCGCUGAAUCUGAGCCAUCCAAGGAAACAAGUAGUGAGACUGAUCCCUCACAACCAGAGAAAACUACAGAAACCACUCAAGGUGAAACUGAGCCUGCACCUAGUGAAUCUCCAGCAGAAACUCCUUCAAAACCAUCUGAUCAAGAAGAAAGUAUGGAACAAUGAUAAUCCUUACACCACCCCCUUAAUAUCCAUAAUAUCAGCCUGUGGAAUAUUAUGUUAUUUUAUAUGAUCAGCUAGUUUAGAGGAACAUCUCAGGCUUGUAUAGACUAGACUUCUUUGGAUAUUAACCUUUUUUGUACAGUCAUCUUACAUUUAUACAAUUUUCUAUUCUUUCAUUAUCAAGAAUCAUUAAUUUACCAGCCCUUACAAUUAUUGUCUCUAUGUAUUGUGGUAUUGAAUACAGAGGUUAUCAUCUCACAAAGAUUGCCAAUAGAGGUUCAUAUAAAUACAUUCACKGGAAAAACAGAGUGAAACAAACUUGUGUCAUUUUGCCAGAAAUCUUGGGUGUUCAAUUGAAAGCUUUAACUUCAAACUGUUGAAACCCUUUCAAAGCAAAAUGUCACAUAAAAGAAAAUACUGUUAUCUCUACUCUAUUGCAUGCUUCAGCAAUGAUAAUGCAUGUUGCAUUGUAUGCAGUGCUUUAGUAUUGCAAUCUCUUAGACCUUUUUGAGGUUGCCUUGGGCAAUGCAUGCUAAACAAUUUUCAAGUAUUCUUGAAUAUGAAUUAGAGUUUAUAAGAACAAGCUGAGCAUAGUCAUCCCAGCAAUGCUUUGCUGAAUAUUAUAUCCACAGAAAUCUUUCCUGGAUGACCUUUAUAUAAACUUAUUUAAUUGCUCAUGUCACUAGAACCUGGUUCUCUCUAGAAACACAAGUUUAUUUUCACAGAAGAGGUGGAGUACGGUUUCCUUUGAAACAUCCUUGACAAAUUUUUUUGUUGAUUUUAAGAUCUUGAUCAAUUGCUGAAAACGGUCUGGAGUCUUUUGUGAUUUGUUCCAUCUCAGAAAGUAAUAGAAAAGGUUAGCCUGCAUAGCCAGGCGUUCUUACCCAAAGAAACCCAGGCCCAAACUCCCUCAGAUCAGCUAGGAACGCCUGGCUUCRCAGUCAAGACACUUUUAAUUUAUUUUUGCAUAAAACUUGUGUGAAUAGUGAAGGUUAUUAGGUUGAAAUGCGAUUAUAAGUAUUAUAGUAAUGCUCAAAUUAUUGAUGUUAUUUUAUGAGGACAAUAUUAUUCUAGUGUAUUCUGCCCCUGUGUACUUUGUCAUGCAGCAGGCUGUUUUAGUAAAGCAACUAUAGAAAUCA
Messenger RNA from Exaiptasia diaphana, 2976 nucleotides. RefSeq names its product histone deacetylase 1. The record is from RefSeq and is a predicted model, not a curated record. The transcript has 13 exons. Bases 20 to 1840 code for a protein of 606 amino acids. Lineage: Eukaryota; Metazoa; Cnidaria; Anthozoa; Actiniaria; Aiptasiidae. Gene Ontology annotation, molecular function: histone deacetylase activity.